Prosopis cineraria is the source of this 1056-nucleotide messenger RNA. RefSeq names its product transcription factor bHLH149-like. Gene Ontology annotation, molecular function: protein dimerization activity. The record is from RefSeq and is a predicted model, not a curated record. Lineage: Eukaryota; Viridiplantae; Streptophyta; Magnoliopsida; Fabales; Fabaceae. The transcript has a single exon. Gene Ontology annotation, biological process: regulation of DNA-templated transcription. Bases 282 to 887 code for a protein of 201 amino acids.
CGCGUGGUUGCCCGUGAAUUGCUUUCAUAGUCUUUCUCACUCUCUCACCCCCUGAAUCCCCCACUCUCUCUCUCUCUCUACAAAUACUUAUUCAAAUUCUAGCCUAGCCCCUCACUUUUCCAUCCUCAAUUCUGUUUCGGUUCAACCCAAUUCCCUUCUAUUCUCAUCUCUCCUCUCAGUUCCAUUUCCUUCCCUACGUAUUCCGUUUCCCCUCUCUAUCCGACCAAAACAAUCGCUAACGAGGGUGUGCCCGCACGAUUCGCUGUUUCUGCUUCUAUUCUAUGGCGUCUUUGCAGCCCGACUUAGAUUCUAUCCAUUCUGAUACGUCGCCACCAUCCAGUCUUAGAAAGCGCACCAAAUUUGGGCCCGAUUCUAGCCGUCACAAUUCCCUCCACCCCGUUCGAUGGAGAUCCGACGCGGACCGUCGGAUCUACUCCUCCAAGCUUGUCGAAGCUCUGCGCCACGUCCUCCAUCGCAGUCCUUCUCUCCCGCCCAGACCUGUCGGCGGUCAUGAAAUUCAUGAGACGGCUGACAGAGUUCUAGCCACGACGGCCAAGGGCAGGACUCGAUGGAGUCGAGCGAUUCUGGCUUCUCCGCUCGGCCGUUGGAGAUUCCAGAGGCAACACAAGAAGGUGAAGAAGACGACGAGAGGAUUCAAGAAGCCGGAAAUUAGGAAAGACAGGAGGUUGCCGGCUCUGCAUAAGAAAGCGUGCGUUCUCGGCCGAUUAGUUCCCGGUUGCCGUAAGGUCUCCUUUCCAAAUCUUCUGGAAGAAACCUCUGAUUAUAUAUCGGCCUUGGAGAUGCAAGUUAGAGUCAUGACCGCACUCACCGAACUCCUCGCUGGUGGUGGCGUGCCGGCCGAUCGACUCGAGGGGCCUCGACCGUGAAACGUUAAAUUGACCCCACUAGUCGGCCUGGGCUUAUGGCGCCAGGUGUUUCUUUUUUUGUUUUCUUUUUCCUUCUCUCUUUCCUCCCUAGGAUAUCGUUCUUAAUUGGUUUUUAAAUUCAUGUAUUUUAUUGUGUAUAUGAUGGCUUUUCUUCCUUUCUGAGUUUUAA